AUGGUCAAGCGCAACAUCACCAUCGCAAUCAUCAUCAUCGUCCUCUUCCUCAUCCUCGCCAUUGCCGGCUUCGCUAUCUAUGCUUGUUGA
Messenger RNA from Penicillium arizonense, 90 nucleotides. RefSeq lists its product as uncharacterized. The record is from RefSeq and is a predicted model, not a curated record. Lineage: Eukaryota; Fungi; Ascomycota; Eurotiomycetes; Eurotiales; Aspergillaceae. The transcript is spliced from 2 exons. The coding region runs from base 1 to 90 and encodes 29 amino acids.